GUGCCCAGCUCGGCAGCCACACCUCGCCCACAGGCUUCCCCGCCCUCGCCCUCGCUCGCCCAGCUCCGCGAAUCCGCGCCUGACGGGAGGCUGCUUUGCAGAGCAGUCGGGCGGCAAAGGGAGAGCAACUUGACGUUUCCCCCCUUCGAAAGAGGGGCAUCCCGCCGUUGCCAUGGAGUCGUCCAAUUCCUCCAAGGGGUGCAUGGAACAAUUUUCCAGCUUCGUCCGCUCCCGAAGGGGAAUGUUAUUCGUCGUAGAAAUAAUUGCCUGUAUCGUCAUCAUUAUCUGCUAUGGGGCAUCCAGGUCAUAUCCCUACACAGGUUUGGCAGUCUUCAUCUUGAUUUACUGCAUCGUCCUGUUUGUCAUCUUCAUGUUAGGAUUACACCUCCAAUUGACUUUCAUCCACUGGGGAUGGACGACUUUUAUCCGUGCUCUUAUUGGAGCAGUGGCCUUUAUCGUCACCGCCAUCAUUGUCCUUGUUAGCCGCCCAGAUGGAGCAGCCGUGGCUGGUGGGGUGGCUUCAAUUCUGACUGGAAUCCUCUUUGGCUACGAUGCAUACACCAUCUUGCCUUCUAUUAGGAAAUCCCAUACAGCAGCUCCCACCGAGCCUACAGAAGGGAUUUGAAGACAGCAUCCCUCUUUCACCUCAAGACAAAACGCCACACUGGACCCAUCACCUAUUGCCUUCUAUGGGAUCUGUCCCCAAGAGACCACCUCCCUGUAUCAAUUUGGCAACACCAGAGCCUGUUUUCCAUGAGUGCCCAGUAGGACUGAUUGUCGUCUGACUUGGCAGGUCCUUUUCUUUUGUCUCCACUUUAUGAGACUGUUUCAGCAAUGGAAAAGAAGGGCAAUUCUGGAAUCCUUCAAGGAAAUUGCAAGAGACCAGUAAAGAUGGAUUUCAUAGGUUUGUGACUAUGGAUUGCAUCGGAUUGGGCAUAAUUCCAUUUACUCUCUGGUUGAGAUGCAAAAACAAAAACCAAAACCCAAGCCUUUACGUUUUUAGUCCUAUUAGCAGAAAACGACAGCAAAGUGCAAAGGGAUCCCACUGGGGCCUCUGUUUGCCCUGCAGACUCCAGGUGCUUGCAUCCAGAUUUUCUAGAUAAGAAGCCACUAUUUUGCAAUCUGGUAACUAGGACUUUUUCAAAAGUUUGUAACUUUUGAAUUCAAGAGUUUGAGUUCAAACCCCAUGAAAAGGCGUUUGAAAUUUCACUAAGCCAUCUUAAAUACCCAUUUAUGAUAAAUUAUUUUUUUAAAAAAAAUUAAGCAAGCACUUAAAAGGCAUCCUAUAUUGGUAACUUUUUCUAUACCAUGUAUUUCCUCCCCUAAUCUUACCUCUCUCAGGUAACCUCAGUCUUUAAAACAAGUACUAGGUUACACAGUAGGGUUGUGUGUGUUCAGUCAUUGUGAGCAAAUAGAAAUGGAGAGUUUGGGUGGUCAUCAGGUAUGGAAACCUUCCAGAUUAAGGAAAACUUUUCUGAAUUAGAAUUCCAGGGCUCUAGUGCAGGGAUGUCAAACUUGCCACAUCACAUGACGUGGCACGACGUAUCGUAACUUUUUUCCCCUUGCUGGAGCUGGAGUGAGCGCAGCUCCCGCGUGACGCAUCCGGCCCAUGGGCCGGCAGUUUGACACCCCUGCUCUAGUGCCAUGCAGAGUUCAUUACCCUGCCCUAUUUUGUAGAUUUUUUUUAAAUAAAAAUAGUUAACAUAUCAAACUUUUAUAUAAAAUAUGCAAAUUCAUAUACUUUAUGUUGACGUUAUCCAUUCAGUCAUGUCCCACUCUUGGCAAUGCUGUGGGCCAGGUCUCCCCACCCCUUCCGAUCUUGCACUAUUUGAGUUUUUUUCUAUGUUCUGGCUGGUGUGAACUUUGAUGGCAUUCAGCCAUCUUUGGUGGCCUGGUUUCCUUUUACCGCUAACUCUUCCAGGCAUAAUUGCUUUCUCCAGUGAAUUUCUCCCACAUGAUAUGGCCAAAAUAAGUGAGACACAGUUUUGUGAUUUUUGCCUUCCAGUGACAUAUCUGGGUUAUGCAUUUAUAUACUUGUUAAAAGUCAUGUUUUCCCAAAGAAGAGAACUUGGCUUAUCUUGGUGCUGAUUUCUGGGUAUUUUUUAAUAAUUAUUUUGGUGUAGUGCAGAAUACACACAGCCUCAGUGGUCUAUCAGGAGACACAUAAGUGGCCUGAUUUUCUUCUGGGGAAAUGUAUAUCAUUACCUUAAGCUUAGAACACUUUCCUAUCUGUAGGGUGGGAAAGAUAGAAGAGAAUGUCUACUGCCAUCUCACCCAAUUCUCUCCUGUUUGACUCUGGGCAGCUUGGCUUUAUUUUGUGGUUGCUGGAGAAAUAAAAUAUUUUAAAGUGCAAAUAAACUAUAUCUGAAUUGGUAUGAAGUCUGAUUACUUGAUGUCCACUACCAUAAUAUUUCAUGCAAUCUUGGCUGUAGAGAAUUGUUAGUAUAAUUAAAGGGAUCUGUGAAACUUCUC
Messenger RNA from Crotalus tigris (Tiger rattlesnake), 2472 nucleotides. It is a transcript of the gene PLP2, whose product is annotated as proteolipid protein 2. The record is from RefSeq and is a predicted model, not a curated record. Lineage: Eukaryota; Metazoa; Chordata; Lepidosauria; Squamata; Viperidae. The coding region runs from base 173 to 625 and encodes 150 amino acids. Gene Ontology annotation, cellular component: membrane. The transcript has 5 exons.